AUGUCGACCAAGAGGGCAGAAUUGAAGAAAACAAACCUGAACAAGAACUAUAAGACAGUCUGCCAGGAACCGAAGCCAGAUUCAACCCAAACAUAUGAUUACAAAGGAGUUAAAUAUGAAGGGCCGUUCAUUAAGAAAGGGACCACACAGGAGCUUAAGAAUGAACUCAGGGAGGUGAGGGAAGAACUCAAAGAGAAAAUGGAGGAGAUUAAACAGAUAAAGGAAAUAAUGGACAAGGAUUUUGAUAAACUUCAUGAAUUCGUGGAAAUUAUGAAGGACAUGCAGAAGGAUAUGGAUGAGAAGAUGGACGUGUUAAUAAAUAUUCAGAACAAAAAGCUUUCCCUUAAAGGACAGCCCAAGGAGCAGGAGGAACUUGGUUUGAUGGGAAAGGCUGACACAGACCCCCAGCGGGAACUAGAGAAAAUGGAUGCACCCGAUCUAGCACCAUUGUCUCAUCACAAGAUCAUGACGCCACAGAGAACAAAAAAGGAUCUGAUGGAUUCCCUUCACCAGUGUCGGAACUGCUGUGAGAAAUGUUUGUUGUGUGCCCUAAAGACCAACUACAAUCAGGGUGGCAAUGACAGCAGAGUAAGGAACAACUGGCUCACCGAGCCCACCCACAGACAGCAGGUGCUGCUGCCCCAGGCUCUGACUCGGCAUCACCAGAGAAACCUGAGGGUAGAAGAAGUUGCCAGAGGGAAAAUACCCCUGCACUUUUUGGAAGGCCUAUAG
Messenger RNA from Jaculus jaculus (lesser Egyptian jerboa), 732 nucleotides. It is a transcript of the gene Tex35, whose product is annotated as testis expressed 35. The transcript has 10 exons. The record is from RefSeq and is a predicted model, not a curated record. NCBI's taxonomy places the organism in Eukaryota, Metazoa, Chordata, Mammalia, Rodentia, Dipodidae. The coding region runs from base 1 to 732 and encodes 243 amino acids.